Molecule: messenger RNA, 2424 nt
Organism: Astyanax mexicanus (Mexican tetra)
Lineage: Eukaryota; Metazoa; Chordata; Actinopteri; Characiformes; Acestrorhamphidae
Product: tumor necrosis factor receptor superfamily member 14-like
Exons: 8
Coding region: 67-729 (220 amino acids)
Biological process (GO): defense response to Gram-positive bacterium; positive regulation of T cell migration; signal transduction
Cellular component (GO): membrane; external side of plasma membrane
Molecular function (GO): transmembrane signaling receptor activity; protein binding
Source: RefSeq, a predicted model, not a curated record
UGUGUUAAAUUGUGUUCUGGAGCCUGUAACAGUCUUCAGUUCGAGAUCAAUGGAAAAUGCUGUUAUAUGUGUAAACCAGGAUUUUUUGUAGGGAGGAACUGCACUGAAAACACACAGACUCGCUGUGUUCCCUGUGAAGAUUCAUGUUAUAGCAGUGAACCCAAUCACUACUCAGAGUGUAAGAAGUGUACAGUGUGUGAUUCUGGUUUAGGGUUGAGGGUAAAGACCUCCUGCACUGCAGUUUCAGAUUCAGUGUGUGAGGUUUUAGACGGACACUACUGUACUGACAGAACCGGAGAAAGCUGUUCACGAGCACUGAGACACGCCCCCUGCAGCCCGGGACAAUUUAUAGUGAACACAGGAACAGCAGAUAGAGAUACUGUAUGUUCUGGAUGUGCAGAAGGAACUUUCUCUAACGGAUCUCUACACACCUGCCAGACUCACUCACAGUGUGAAGAUCGAGGACUGAUUGUAAUAAAACCUGGAUCUAAUUCCUCUGAUGCUGAAUGUGGGAAUAAAUCCUCUCCUGCUCAGAUCGCUGGAGUUACUACUGUUCUUAUUGUUUUGGCUCUUGUAGCAGCAGCAGUAACUUUGUUUACAUUUAGAAAGAAAGAUGGGAUUCCCCAAAAUACAGCUGAGAAGGGUCACACACUCAGGAGUGAGUGGAGUGAAGAUAUAGAACAAGAGGAACCUGUAUCUUCCACAACAGUCACACCGAUUUUAAUGUAAAGCAGAGAAUCGUCUCAUCCUCCUCUAAGUAAAAUCUGGAAACGGGAACAAGGCAUCACAUGAGGUGAUAAACAGGUGAGGCAUCAGUAAGAAUCAGUCCAGGUAAAACUGUUUAAACUCAGAACGUUUAUUAUUGUACAGCAGGAAAGAGCUUUACAGCUAAAUUACAACCAACACUGAAAACUGAUCAACAGCAAGCAUCAACACCAAGAGUUAUAAAAGCACUGAGGAUCCAUUCUCACACUUUAUUAUAAAAUAAUUGGUCUCCUCCAGCAAACAAAAGCUUACACCUUUUUAUAGACUUUAAUGUUAAUUUGUUCAUUUGUCAGCUCGUUCUCAAAGUGUGAACCUAAAUAAAGUGCUACCAGAAUAGACAAUGUUCAACACUGAUGCACCUCAAAGUUUUAGAUUAUUUGACUCUGUUUUUCAUCUAUUUAAAUAUGCUGAUGAUUUGGCACUCCUUGGUUUAUUGAAGGUAAAGAAAUAAAGUUGUGCAGAGAGACAGUACCUGAAACACAGUCAGAGCUCUCCAGAACCGUCAUUUUGAGAUUAAUGACUAAAAAAUGAAGGAGAGGAUUUUCAUAAGUAGAGAGCACACUAUUUAUCUAGUUAUCAUUUGUACCAAAUGCAGUAGAAAUUAUGAAUCAUUAUAAAUUAAGUGUGUAAUUCAUUAUUUCAUUUUUUAGACAUGUUAUUUGUUGUAGAUGUCUUAAUGCAAUUAGACCAAAAACUAAUUUAUUGUGGACAAUAAACAUGUUCUAUAACGGGGUUCGGCAGUAGGUGACCGUGGCCCAGAUGAGGGCCGCAAGCAUGAAACAUCUGGCCUGUGAGGUUAUUUAAACUAUAAUGAACAACAAUGAAAAAUAUAAAUAAUAAAAUGCUCCUCUGGUGAGCUUUUGUUUAUAUUCCUCCCCCUCUCUGUCUCUCUGUCGCGCUCAGCGUGACUUUAGUUUCUGCCUGUUCUCAAUUUUCUACCCGUUCUUGGGCUCCCUAUCUUCUUAUAAGGGCGUUUUUUCCCGGUCGUGUCCCAAUUCAUUAGCCGGGACAGCGGUAGUGUAUUAGAGCGCGACCCUGACGACUCGAGUUUGAUCCUGUGUGAGGAGCGGUUUGUUUAUUUAUUUAUUUAUUCCUUUAUUCUUGGGUUUACCUGCAUCAUUUUCCAAAAACUGUUCUCAUUGUAUUACUUAUUGCACUUUUCCACCAAAAGAACUUUGGUUCUUGAACCAGUUCUGUUCAGACUUGUUCUACAAAUAAAGUUGAGUUGAGUUGAGUUCUGGAAUAUGGAUUCAUCUUCAGCAUGAACUCUCUAACUCUGCAAUGUAGCAUCUGCAGAGGGUGGUGAAGGCUGCACAGAGGAUUGUUGGAGUCAGCCUCCCCAGCACCACAGACAUUUACACCUCCAGAUGCAGGAAAAGGGCCACCUGCAUCAGGAAGGAUCCCACCCAUCCAGCACACGCACUUCCUGUCCCGCCCUCCUCAGGCCGGAGGCUGCGGAGCAUUAAGUGCAAAACAACAAGACUCAGAAACAGCUUCAUUCCGGAAGCUGUAAGACUCUUAAACUCCACUUAACAAACACACUGCACUGACACCAAGGACAAAUUACUGUUUACAAACACUGUCACUUUAAACCACACUAACACACCUCAUGAACCACAUGUGAUGCGAAUGACAAUAAAAUCUCCUUGAAUCCUUGAA